GUUGCGCGGCCCCCCUCCCCCAUCCCGGGGUCCUGGUAGUGUUCGUUGGUCCUCUGGGAAGCCCUGGGAAUCUGCCCCCUCAGCAAUGGGGCGGCAGUGGGGGCCCUCCAUGAGGACGGCCGAGCAGGCAGGUUGCGUUGUGAGUGCUUCCCGGGCUGGGCAGCCUACAGCGGGCUCGUGGAGCUGCAGCGGAGUGAUCCUCAGCCGUAGUCCGGGCCUGGUGCUGUGCCAUGGGGGAAUCUUCACUCCUUUCCUACGGGCGGGCAGUGGGUGCCUAACCGCGGCAGCCACCGCCUUCCUGCCUGGUGACAGUUGCAGCGACGACCUGCGCCUGCACGUGCAGUGGGGCCCAACGGCCGAGAGUCCCGCGGGUCGCGCGGAGCUGGGCCGUCCGGGAUUGUGCACGCCCCAGUGUGCUGGUCUCGAGCCUGGCCCGUCCAGCAGUCCCCGCGGGCGGCCCCUGCAGCCCCCGCGUCCGGCCGAGCUGCUGCUGCUGCUGAGCUGCCCUGCCUUCCGGGCCCACUUUGUGCGCCUCUUCGGAGGCGAGGCAGCCGAGCACUGGCACUUUGUAAGUGCUGCACCGGACGACGAGGUUUCGGAAGAGGAGGAGGAGGAUCAGCUGAGAGCGUUGGGCUGGUUCGCGCUGCUGCGUGUGCACCCGGGCCAGGAGGCCGAGGAGGAGCGCGGGCCGGCAGUGGCCGUGGCGCCUCUAGGGACCGUGCCUAAGGGCGCGCCCCUGUUGGCCUGCGGCUCCCCAUUCGGGGCCUUCUGCCCGGACAUCUUUCUCAACACGCUGAGCCGCGGCGUGCUCAGCAACAGCGCCGGCCCACUGCUGCUCACGGAUGCGCGCUGCCUGCCGGGCACCGAGGGAGGCGGCGUGUUCGCGGCGCGGCCCGCGGGGGCGCUGGUGGCGCUGGUGGCCGCACCGCUCUGCUGGAAAGCCCGCGAGUGGGUGGGCCUCACGCUACUCUGCGCCGCCGCCCCGCUGCUCCAAGCUGCCCGUAUGGCUCUCGCCAGCCUGCCUCCCGACUCUGCUGCCCUGGCCGCCCUCCUGCCGCCCGAGGUGGGCACCCCGCCGAACCUGCUUCUGCAAGUCCCUGGGCCUCCGUGGGCAGCCGCGGCCAUGCUGGUGGAGUGCGGCACUGUUUGGGGCUCCGGAGUGGCCGUGGCGCCCCAUCUCGUGGUGACCUGCCGGCAUGUGGCCCCUCGGGAGGCGGCCAAGGUCCUGGUGCACUCCAUCACCCCCAAGAGUGUGGCGAUCUGGGGAUGCGUGGUGUUUGCCACCCAGGAGACAUCUCCCUAUGACAUAGCAGUGGUGAGGCUGGAGGAGGACCUGGAUGGUGUCCCCAUACCUGUGCCUGCUGAACACUUCCAUGAAGGUGAGGUUGUCAGUGUGGUGGGCUUCGGCAUCUUCGGCCAGGCCUGUGGGCCCUCGGUGACCUCAGGCAUCCUGUCGGCUGUAGUGCAGGUGGAUGACACCCCAGUGAUGCUGCAGACUACAUGUGCUGUGCACAGUGGCUCCAGUGGGGGACCCAUCUUCUCCACCCACUCAGGGGACCUCCUCGGCAUUGUCACCAGCAACACCCGCGACAAUAACACAGGGGCCACCUACCCCCACCUAAACUUCAGCAUUCCCAUCACAGUGCUCCAGCCAGCCCUGCAGCGCUACAGUCAGACUGGCGACCUGGGUGGCCUCCAUGAGCUGGACCACGCCACUGAGCCAGUCAGAGUGGUGUGGCGCCUGCAGCGGCCUCUACCCCAGGCCCCUCGGAGCAAGCUGUGAGGCUGUGUCACCCUUUGAGGGGGAAGAAGGACCAUUUUAUGCAUUAGGAAGUGAUGUUGAGGUGGUGGCAGUCAUCAGAUCGGGGUCCAGCUCCAGAUAGGACAUGCCUCAGCUGGCCACCACCCUUUCUUCACCCACUGACUGCAGUGUGGGCUCUGGGCCCAGGACAGACUUCUCUGUACUGUGGGGCCCAGCUGGCAGCCUGUUUUGGGGUGCUUUCUUGAGCCCUGAUCUGUCGGUCCCCCAGCACUAGACUGAGCUGUGUGUUUCCUUUCUGGGGAUUCCAGUCCAACUGCACAAAAGCUCUAGUUUUGAUAGGCAAAUGUGGGAAGGCAGGUCCAGCCCUGGUUGGGCAUCUAGUCCCCUGAUGGCUACUGGUCUCCUUGAGCAGCUUCCCUGGGACCUAGCCUCUGAUAUGCCUCUCUGCAGUCUGAGCUGGCAGAAGACAGGCUUGCUCAGAGCACAGUGACCCUGCUCUGAAGCCCAGAGACAAGGGGCGGACAGGAGCAACUCCCUGUUGUGCCAUAUCAAUGGGCAGCUGGGUCCCUGGAAGCCCGGAUGCCUGGGCCUUCACUCUGACACAGUGCCUUCAUUUUCCAGCCCAUAGCCUGAG
Castor canadensis (American beaver) is the source of this 2396-nucleotide messenger RNA. It is a transcript of the gene Tysnd1, whose product is annotated as trypsin like peroxisomal matrix peptidase 1. The record is from RefSeq and is a predicted model, not a curated record. Gene Ontology annotation, biological process: regulation of fatty acid beta-oxidation; protein processing. Gene Ontology annotation, molecular function: serine-type endopeptidase activity. Gene Ontology annotation, cellular component: peroxisome. NCBI's taxonomy places the organism in Eukaryota, Metazoa, Chordata, Mammalia, Rodentia, Castoridae.